Messenger RNA from Paramecium primaurelia, 725 nucleotides. The record is from the annotation of a GenBank genome assembly. NCBI's taxonomy places the organism in Eukaryota, Ciliophora, Oligohymenophorea, Peniculida, Parameciidae.
AUGUUGAAUGAUAGAAAAAAAAGAUAAGAUGAUGAAAGGUAUGCUAAAGAAUAAAAGAUUACUUUAGCUAAGAAAUAAGAAAAGGCAUAGGCUUUGAAUAAAUUAGUUAAAUUAUCCUAAUCUAUUAUUAUAUAUUUAAAGAAGAGGUUAAUUAAUUAGAAAUUAGAAGAAAGAAUCAUUAAUAAUAUCAAUAGUUUUUUAAGAAAGUGAUAUAUAAUCAAAGGAAUUGGAAAAAGGCUAAAAUAAUAUUGAAAAUGCUAUAAAAGAAUUGAUAGAUAUGAGAGAUUAAAGAAAAAAGAAGAGGAAUUCAAAAAAAUAGGGAAACUAAAAAAAUAAAAUUAAUCAAUAAUUUAAUGAAGUAUCUAAUUUAUCUAUAUAGUUAGUUGUAUAGUAAAAUAUAAGCAGAAACAUAUGAAUUAAAUUCUAAAUAUAAUAAAUUAAAGCUUUUUAUUCAAUAAAAUAAUGAUGAGAAUAUUUCCAAACAUAAAGAAAUAAGAGGAACUCAAAAUUAAAAUGAAGCUACAUAAAAAGAAUAUAUUUAAGUAAUUCAUGGAAUUUAGAAUAUGAAAGACAUAUUAAAAUAGAGAAAUAAAAUAGUAAAAAGAAUACUUUUAUCUAAUAAAGAUCAUGAUAAUGUAACAGAAUAAUAGAGAAAUAGGAAGAAAGAAAGAAAAAAAAUAGAUAAUUAAAAGAUAGAAAAAUAUUUUAAAUUUUAUAAAGGAUGA